AUGUUAGCAUCAGCAGAGGCCGGAAAGUUCGAGGAGGCGGCAAAGCAGAGCAAGGAGCUGCUUCCACUUCAGCUGGACGACGAGGGAAGCGUCCUGAACGCGAAUGUCCAGUUCUAUGAAGCCUUUAACAAACGAAGUUAUCCUGACAUGAAGAAGUGCUGGCUGAAUGUGCCAUUUGCACAAUGCAUUCAUCCCUAUGAUGAGGCAGGCCACCAUCACACCGGCUACGAGGAGAUCUGUUCGUCUUUCGAGAGGAUCUUCGAACAGUCCAAGAAGCAGACCACAAUAGCUUUCGACAGAGUCAAGGUCAAUGUGCGCGGUGGCACCGCCAUCGUGACUUGCAUGGAGCGGUUGACGGGCAAGAGCCACAGGACGUCCUUGCGUGCAAGCCAUAUCUUUCGCAAGAACUUCGACAACCGCUGGGUGAUGUUGCACAGGCACGCGAGCAAACCACCAGGAGAAAGCUCCGGUCUAGAGGGGGAUGAGGAGGCUUUCCGAGAGUUCCAGCGGGUGAUGCGAGCCGCGCAAAACCUGGGCAACCCGAUCGUAAUUCGGGCACCUUACUUUGCUGCUGAGCACGAUGGCGAGCACGAUGAUGAAGGCCCCUUUGGCAUAGCUGGCCAUAUCGCCCCCGUUCCUGUUGAGGAGGUCGGAAGGGAUGAGCUGGACGAAGACUCGGACUCAGAUUCCGAUCUGGAUUCAGAUUCCGACCUGGAGGACAGCGAAAUGUAUGUUGACGACUCGGACGAGGAAGAAGAAGACAUUUUUGACGCUCGAGAGGCCAUUCGUGGUUUGAGGAAGCUCGAAAAUCAAGGUGUGCUGACGAGGGAGCAAAAGAUACUGUUACUUGCAGAGAUGAGCGACAACCCAAAGGACAAUUUGGCCGAGCGAGCGUAUGUGCUGCUCCUUCGUGGUUUGGUGGAAGAGUCAGAGGAGUCAGAGGAGUAUGAUGCCGCAUGGCAGGACUUUGCUGAUUUGCUGUCUCUGCAGGUUAAGCGGCUGGAGAAGGGCAAGCUUCAAGCGCGGAAACGGAAGGACACAGAAGGGGCGGACAAACCAUGA
Symbiodinium natans is the source of this 1062-nucleotide messenger RNA. The record is from the annotation of a GenBank genome assembly. Lineage: Eukaryota; Dinophyceae; Suessiales; Symbiodiniaceae.